Molecule: messenger RNA, 1078 nt
Organism: Neltuma alba
Lineage: Eukaryota; Viridiplantae; Streptophyta; Magnoliopsida; Fabales; Fabaceae
Product: LRR receptor-like serine/threonine-protein kinase EFR
Exons: 3
Coding region: 5-1078 (357 amino acids)
Molecular function (GO): protein binding
Source: RefSeq, a predicted model, not a curated record
UGAUAUGCUACACAUAAUGGGAAGACCUUCUUCCUUUGUUUUCCUCUUCUUACUCCAUUCCUUCAUGGCCUCCUUAGCUUGGAGUGAUACAAAUAUCACUACCGACAAAUCUGCACUUCUUGCCUUUAAAUCCUUUAUCAUUUCAGAUCCACACAAUUUCUUAGCUAAUUGGUCUGUCUCUUCUUCUCCAUGCAGCUGGAUUGGUAUCACAUGCAAUACUCGUCAUGGAAGAGUCCACUCCUUGAAUCUUGGUGGCAUGGAUCUUAAGGGUACCAUAUCUCCACAACUAGGAAAUCUCUCGUUCCUUGUUGAACUUGACCUUAGUGACAAUGAUUUUCAUGAUCAAAUACCAAACGAGCUAGUUAAAUUGCGUAGAUUGGAACUACUCAAUUUGAGCUACAAUGACUUUCAUGGACAAGUUCCAGUAUGGAUAGAAGAUUUAUCUUCACUUGAGCAAUUACAUCUUCAAAAUAACAGUCUUAGUGGAUUUAUUCCACCAUCUAUAUUUAAUCUGACACUACUAGACACCUUGGAUUGGAAUGAUAAUUUACUUCAAGGGACCAUUCCACUCGAAGUGGGAAGACUUGAGCGAUUGAAGAUUUUACGUCUUGCGGGUAACAAGCUUUCAGGAAACAUUCCCCAAACAAUUUCCAACUUAUCUUCACUUGAGUUAUUGAGUUUGUCUUAUAACAGUUUGUCAGGGGGCAUCCCAAGUGAGAUUGGGGAUCUUUCACAAUUGAAGACAUUGUAUCUUGGAAAUAAUCAACUUGCUGGUUCAAUACCAUCUUCAUUAUUCAACAAUUCAGUGUUGCAAGACUUUGAACUUGGAAUAAAUAAUUUAUCUGGCAGUCUCCCAAUAAAUGUGUGUGUUGGGCUUCCAAAGCUACAAAUAUUUUAUGUGAAUGGAAAUGACUUGUCUGGCCAAAUACCCUCCACUUGGCAUCAAUGCAUAGAAUUAUUAGAGUUACAAUUGGAUGAUAACAAAUUCAACAGAGGAAACAUACCAAUUGACAUUGGAAAUCUGACCAAACUUCAGUGGCUAUCUCUUUUCAACAGCAACUUGCAAGAUUACUUCUAA